Molecule: messenger RNA, 2418 nt
Organism: Paramecium sonneborni
Lineage: Eukaryota; Ciliophora; Oligohymenophorea; Peniculida; Parameciidae
Source: the annotation of a GenBank genome assembly
AUGCUUUCACAAUCAUAAGUAAUAUAACUAAAGACUAAUUAUCACGAAGUAAGUUUAUAAACAGCAAAACCAAUAUAUGAAUAUUAAUUAGAAAUCGAAAACUCUACUCCAGAAAUGAUCUAAUCAGCUUUAAGAUAGUUUAGACCUUAAAUAUUAGAAAUGUUAGUAAAUUUUAUGAGUAUUGAUAACAAAAUUUACUCACCUAAAAUUGCAGAGGGAAUUGAAAAAGGAAGGCCAAAGACUUUGGGAGCCUUAUAAAAUAAUUAAGAAGCAUAACCAAUAGUAUCGAUUCAAAUCAUAGGUCGUUUGAAUGAAAAUCAUAUUAACAAAGCUUAAAUAAUUGCUAGAUUAAUAAAGUAGGUAGUUAAAAAUUAACUAUAAAUGGUUUCAGUAGGAAAAACAGGUAGUAAACUGUUUUGGACUUAAAGAGCGGCUAGAUAAUAAGAAAAUAACUUGGAGGUAUAUUUUUAAUAAAAGACUUAGAUUUGGCCAGGAGUUGAAUGCAUUUAUUAAUAAAGUGCAAUUUAAAAUUGUAAACCUAAAUUGAUAAUUGAUUGUGCAUUUAGAAUUCUAAGAUAUAGAAGUGUUUUAGAAGAAUUGAAUUAAUUUAGAAAUAAUCUUGAUAUCAUAAUUGGUUAGGUUGUGAUGACUACAUAUAAUAAAAAGUUUUAUUAGAUAUCAGGUUUAGAAUUAAAAAUGAGUCCAAGAUCAACAUUUUAAAAUUAAAAUGGUGAAGCAAUAACUUUUGAAUAGUAUUACAGUAGAAAGUACAAUUAAAAAAUUGACUUGAAUUAACCAUUGUUGAAAGCCAUAGUAAAAGGAAGAAGAGAUUAAAAUGAGAAAGAAAUUUUAUUAAUUCCUUCACUUUGUUAAAUGACUGGACUUACAGAUUAAAUGAGAAAUGUAAAUAAUAAAAUAUAAUUGAUUAGGAUUUUAAUGCAAUGAAAAAGAUAUCAGAAAUUACAAAACCAUCUGCAGAUGUUAGAAUGAAGACAGCAUAAGAUUUUAUAUAGUAACUUUAGAAUACAAAAAUAAUUAACAGAAAGGAUAAUACAUAAAAAGAUGUUUUAAAAGAAUGGGGUUUAGAAAUUUCGAAAGAGUGUGUUUAAACUUAAGCAUAUAGAUUAGAUCCUGGAAAUAUGUUAAUGGGAAGAGAUUUAAGAUUAAAUUUAGCAGAUAGCAGAACAAAUUUAGAUAGACAAACAUAAACUUAAAUGUUUUCAACACCUAAAUUAAAAUUAAUGUUAGGAGUAGUAUAUAAUAAAUCUUCAGGUGAAUAAGCAUUAAGAUCUUUUUUAGAGAAUUUUAAGUAGGCCUGUGAUGAAUUUCAGUUUAGUGCAUUUUAUUAGCCUAAAAUUAUUGAGAUGUAAUCAGAUAGAGAAGAGGAAUUAGAAAGAUUAUUAUAAGAUCUUCAAGUUUUUGCUGAAUAAAAUAGAGCCAAAGUUAAUUUUUUGGUAUUUUUAUUACCAGGUUAAAAGAAGAAAGCAAGACUAUAUAAAGCUAGUAAAAGAAUUUCAAUGGCUAAAUUUGGAUGUGCUUCUUAAGUAAUAAUAGAAAGAACUUUAAGUAAAAAUACAAGAUCUAUAGUAAAUAAGAUUUUGAUUUAAUUAAAUGCAAAGAUUGGAGGAACUCCAUGGGCAUUAGAUGGUAUACCUAGUAUGUUUUCAGAUAAACCUACUAUGAUAUGUGGAGUUGACAUUUUUACUAAAUCUGGAAGAAAAAGUUAAUUAGCAUUUUGUAGCACCAUUAAUAGAAAUUUUAGUAGAUAUUAUUCUUAAGUUGUGACAUCAGGAGAAUUUAGUUCACAUUUAUAAUAAUGUUUAAAGGCAGCUAUGUUGGCUUUUAAAUAAGAGUUAUAGAUUUAUCCAAAAAAUGUGAUCAUAUAUAGAGAUGGUGUAGGAGAUGGUUAAUAAACAGCAGUGUUAGGAUCAGAAUUACCAUAAUAUUAAUCAGCAAUAAAAGAAUUAGAGUUGGAUGAUGUUAAAUUAACUUUAGUUAUCUGUAAUAAAAGAGUUUCUGCAAAAUUCUAUACAGCAUAAGGAAGAGCAGAUAAUCCACCACCUGGUACUAUAAUAGAUAAUAAAAAUAUAACUAAUGAGGAUGCAAUUAAAUUUUAUCUAAUAUCUCAAUUGAGUAGAUAAGGAACAGUUACUCCAACUCUAUAUAAAGUUCUUUAUUCAGAUAUAAAGGGUAUUUAUAUUAAUAAUAUUAUAAGAUGUUGCAGAAAGUAUUAAAAUUAUGACAUUUAAAUUAUGUUGGUUAUUUUAUAAUUUUACUGGAUCUAUUAAAAUACCAGCACCAGUUCGUUAUGCACAUUGUCUCUGUAAUUUUAUUGGAGAUAAUUAUGAUGAUAAAGAUAAAAUAAAAUUCCUACCACAAUCAGAUUUAAUUUAUUAAAAAGUGCUAUUUUAUAUUUGA